This is a messenger RNA of Zophobas morio, 843 nucleotides long. It is a transcript of the gene CCDC53, whose product is annotated as WASH complex subunit 3. Gene Ontology annotation, cellular component: WASH complex. The coding region runs from base 381 to 791 and encodes 136 amino acids. The transcript is spliced from 4 exons. The record is from RefSeq and is a predicted model, not a curated record. Gene Ontology annotation, biological process: actin filament polymerization; exocytosis. NCBI's taxonomy places the organism in Eukaryota, Metazoa, Arthropoda, Insecta, Coleoptera, Tenebrionidae.
AAUUAAAAAAAAUAGUUAUCAUCAGCGUUCUUUAACGCCUUUGUAACUUUAAACUUUAAGUUUAGUUCUUCAACGAAAUAAUUUCUGUUGUGUCACGGUGUGACACCUAACCUCGUUUUUUCCUGUCAUAUCUGUCAUCGGUAAUUUGGUCAUUGACCACUGGGGCAACUGCGGAAUUUGCUUGUGUUAAUUUUUUCCCCGGUAAGGUGCCAUGCGAUGACUAAAUAAUCCCCCAAUGUUUUCAUUUCCUAAAUAAUGCAAGUGAACGACCUGACGUCAAUUGAUCCAAAUGUGGAUUACACCCAGUUUUUCUUAACUUCUCCAAAUAGAUUUUACCCAUACAACAAAAGCGCACGAUAGCCUUUAUUAACCACUUUGUUAUGAACACGGUCUCAUUUUUAAACCAUUUUGCACAAUCAUGUGAAUCGCGUUUAAUGGAAUUUGAAUACAAAUUGCAAGAAGUUGAAGCUUCUUUACUGAUUCUCGAGUCGCAAUUGGCGUCUGUGCCGCAUUUAGGUGAAGACGAAAUAAAAGUUGAAAAUUUGCCCCAAAACGACGCAAAUUCAGAGUUGAAUCUUCCAGUUGUUAAAGAUGAAGAUGAAGAGGAAACAAAAGAGAGCGUUGUUGAAGUUGAUUUAAGUAUAGAUCCAAGGUACCAAAAGUUUUUCAAGAUGUUGCAAUUCGGGGUUCCUCCAGCUGCUGUCAAGUUGAAAAUGCAAUCUGAAGGAGUUGACCCAAACAUUUUAGAUGCACCAUCAAAAUCAACCAUCGAACAAACAGAUCAUGUUUAAGUUAAAUAAUCCAAUGUUUUUCAAAAAUAAAACACGUGAUGAAUUAGAAAAA